This is a messenger RNA of Rhincodon typus (whale shark), 2092 nucleotides long. It is a transcript of the gene naglu, whose product is annotated as N-acetylglucosaminidase, alpha. NCBI's taxonomy places the organism in Eukaryota, Metazoa, Chordata, Chondrichthyes, Orectolobiformes, Rhincodontidae. The record is from RefSeq and is a predicted model, not a curated record. The coding region runs from base 82 to 1824 and encodes 580 amino acids. The transcript is spliced from 5 exons.
CAUUACUAUCAGAAUGUCUGUGCAUACAGCUACUCUUUUGUUUGGUGGGACUGGGAGCGGUGGGAGAGAGAAAUUGACUGGAUGGCAUUGAAUGGUAUUAAUAUGCCAUUAGCAUUUACUGGUCAAGAAGCCAUAUGGCAAAAGGUAUACAUUUCAUUGGGCUUCAAUCAAACUGAAAUAGACAACUUUGUUGUUGGUCCUGCAUUUCUUGCAUGGAGUCGUUUGGGGAACAUGCAUAGCUGGGCAGGACCAUUGCCAGCCUCCUGGAACAAACGCCAGUUGAGUCUACAGCACCAGAUUCUUCAGCGGAUGAGAUCUUUGGGUAUGUUGCCAGUCCUUCCUGCCUUCUCCGGAUUUGUACCUGGUGCCAUUAAAAGAUUGUUUCCCAAAGUAAACAUCACUAGGCUAGGGAGCUGGGGACAUUUGAACUGUUCUUACUCUUGUUCUUUUCUGCUGGAUGCCAAGUCUCCACUCUUUCAGCAAAUAGGCAUGACGUUUCUGUCUGAACUAAUAAAAGAAUUUGGUACUAACCAUAUUUACAGUGCAGAUACAUUUAAUGAAAUGGUCCCAAGCUCUUCUGACCCUAAAUAUUUAUCCACUGUGAGCAAUGCAGUCUUCAAAUCAAUGACGCAAGUGGACCCUUUGGCAAUUUGGCUCAUGCAAGGUUGGCUCUUUGUGAAUAGACCAUCAUUUUGGCAGCCAACUCAAAUCAAAGCUUUGUUACGAGGAGUGCCGUUGGGAAGGAUGAUUAUUCUAGAUUUAUUUGCUGACAAUAAACCGGUAUAUUCCUUCACUGAAUCUUUCUAUGGACAACCUUUUAUAUGGUGCAUGUUGCAUAAUUUUGGUGGCAACAUAGGAAUGUACGGAACAGUAGAAUCUAUCAAUAAAGGUCCUUUUGAAGCUCGGUCUUUCCCACAUUCUACCAUGGUGGGCACAGGAAUAACACCAGAAGGAAUUGAACAGAAUGAUGUUGUGUAUGAGCUGAUGAAUGAAAUUGGCUGGUGCCAAGAACCUUUAAACCUCACAGAAUGGGUUAUGUCAUAUGCACAAAGACGGUAUGGAAAGAAAAAUGACGAUGCUGUAGCUGCAUGGUUGCUGCUAUUUCAAAGUGUCUACAAUAAUACUUCGUAUCAACCAGAUCAUAACAGAAGUCCGUUGGUUCACAGACCCUCUUUGAAACUGGAUACUUCUUUAUGGUAUAAUAAAAGUGAUGUCUAUGAAGCAUGGAGGCUAAUGCAAGCAGCUGCUUCUGAUCUGUUCUUUAGUGAGACUUUCAGAUAUGACCUUGUUGAUGUGACAAGGCAAUCUGUUCAGCUCUUAGUAUCAGAAUUUUAUGAAGACCUCAAGAAUGCAUUCUUAAAACAUUCUGUUGUCAGGCUGCGUACUUCAGGAAAUGUUCUAGUGAAUAAUUUACUACCACAACUUGACUGUCUCUUGUCCAGCGACAGACACUUUAUAGUAGGCCGCUGGUUACAAACAGCUCGGUCCUUGGCAACAAAUGAGGAAGAAGCAGAACUAUACGAGUUCAAUGCCCGAAGUCAAAUUACUCUUUGGGGACCAGGUGGGAAUCUUUUGGAUUAUGCAAAUAAGCAGUGGGGUGGUCUGGUUAAUGAUUAUUAUGCACUGCGUUGGGGUCUCUUUGUAUCAACUCUUAUUAAAUGUCUUGAGAAGAGAAUUCCCUUCAAACAAGCUUAUUUCAAUCAAAUUGUCUUUCAAGUGGAGCAAGGAUUUAUCAUCAACAAAGUAAAAUAUCCAGACAAACCUGUGGGAAAUACUUAUGAGAUUGCAAAACAAUUGUUCCUAACAUAUUACCCCAGGCAAUGAAAAGAUUAAUUAAUCACAAAUUCAGUAUUGAUAUGGACUCAUUUUAACUUUGGUUUAAAUGAUAUAUACAGGUUUUGUACUGUUUCAUCUUACUAAGUAAAUAAUGCACUUGAAAAAUGUUUAUAAAAAUUUAAAUUACUUUUUGGGGACCAGGUGGGAAACUUUUGGACUAUGCAAAUAAGCAAUGGGGACAUCUGGUUAAUGAGUAUUGUGCAUUGUGUUGGGAUCUCCCUGUGUCAACACAUAUUAAAUGUCUUGAGAAGAGAAA